ACACCAGCAGGAGGUACUACACCAGCAGGAGGAACUACACCAGCAGGAGGAACUACACCAGCAGGUGGAACAACACCAGCAGGAGGAACUACACCAGCAGGAGGUACUACACCAGCAGGAGGAACAACACCAGCGGGUGGUACCACACCACCAGGGGGAACAACCCCUUCUCCUUUACCCAGAUUAUAUGCUGCCCUUCAGGAUAAUAUUGAUCUGCGUAAUGCUAUGGACGAAUUAGCACAAUCACUUCAAAGUCUAAUUACUGCUUUCAACAGUAUCCUGAAUGCAAACACGGGAAGAAGGCACCGACGUAGUGUUAGCGACAUCGAGAGCAUCGCCAUCCUUAUAACACAAGCGACUGUAGCUGUUCAGAGUGGUAACACGACAGCUGUGACCUCAUACACAGAUGAAAUAAAGAUGAAGACAAGUACAGUCUCAGAUCUAGCAGUAGCAGCUGCAAACAAUGCAACACUCGCAAGUGAACUACAAGCAGACGUAGCUAAUGCAAUCAGUGGGAUAAGUGACCUACAGAGAGCCAUCACAACAAAAGACAAAGAAGUCCAAAGUAACAUUGAAACAAUACAGCAGGAAAUUAACCAGCUUGGGGGAACUACUGUUGAUGCAACAACUAUCAACAUUGACGUGAUAACAGACGGCGGCAACAAUGAAGAAACUACUACCAAGGCAGAGGAUGAUACUACCAUCGCAGACACCACCACCUUGGACACGAAUGUAGAAACUACACUAAUUGACACUACCACAGUCGAUACCACCCUGAUUGAUACCACAACAAUGGACACUACUACAGUCGAUACCACCCUGAUUGAUACCACAACAAUGGACACUACUACAGUCGAUACCACCCUGAUUGAUACCACAACGAUCGACACUACCAUAGUAGAAACUACAACGGUAGAUGUCACAAUCAUCACAGUCGAUACCACUACAGUAGACACUUCCAUAGAUGUUACAGCAACGGAAACUACCAUUGUCGACAUUACCACAACAGAAGAUACUACUAUCGUUUUCCCUAGUACCACCAUCACAGGAGGUAUCAGUACAAUUGACACCACCAUCACAGGAGGUAUCAGUACAAUUGACACCACCAUCACAGGAGGUAUCAGUACAAUUGACACCACCACACCAGAUGUCAUCACAACUGACACCACAACAGAUGUCAGCACAGAAGACGUCACUACAGUUGGUAGCACUACAGUAGACAGCAGUGCAGCAAUUACCACCACAGAAGCCCCAACCACCACAGAAGCCCCAAGUACCACGGAAGCCCCAACCACCACGGAAGCCCCAACCACCACAGAAGCCCCAACUACCACAGAAGCCCCAACCACCACAGAAGCCCCAACCACCACAGAAGCCCCAACCACCACAGAAGCCCCAACGACCACGGAAGCCCCAACGACCACGGAGGCCCCAACCACCACGGAAGCCCCAACCACCACAGAAGCCCCAACCACCACAGAAUCCCCAACCACCACGGAAGCCCCAACCACCACGGAAGCCCCAACCACCACGGAAGCCCCAACCACCACGGAAGCCCCAACUACCACAUCUACGUCAACAACAAAUGCCUGAAGAAUCAACUUGUAGCGCAGAGGCGACAUCGACUGGACAAUGUCAUUAUCUGAAAAAAAAAAAAAAAAAAAUCACGAAAACAAAUAAAUUGUAGCCAAUACAUACGCCAUAUUCUUGUGAACUACACUCUUCCAAAGGAAUAUAAGUUUCUGUAAACAUUUAUAUAUGUAUGUCUUUCUACUGUCGUAAAAUAUGUACCUCAUGACAAAAUUACUUAUUAGCAUAAGAAAAAAAAUCCUUGUUACUGAUAAAAUUUUAUGAAAUAAAAAAUACUAGCAUUCUAA
Messenger RNA from Penaeus chinensis, 1877 nucleotides. RefSeq names its product mucin-5AC-like. Bases 226 to 1593 code for a protein of 455 amino acids. The record is from RefSeq and is a predicted model, not a curated record. The transcript has 2 exons. Lineage: Eukaryota; Metazoa; Arthropoda; Malacostraca; Decapoda; Penaeidae.